UACAGAGUUCCCUUACAUUUUGAAAGCUCCCAAAAGUUUUCUUUUAAAAUAUUAUUAUUUCUUGAGUAAAUGUUCUGGAAUAAAUAAUAUAGUCAGUGGAUUUGUGCUUUGGACAUGUUGCUGCAUCAAAUGGCUUGUUAUAAAGCCCAGGCAACUUUUCUGGAUUUUGUGGAACUACGUGUCCCAGCAGGCAUAGCCAGGAGACCGUCGGCAGAGUAGUUUUGAUGUAUUACUGUCUGCAGUAUCUUCACUGAGGAUUGUUGAGCAGCUCUGAAUGCAGAAUGAUGGAGGUCACCCAGGAGAGUCCUUUGAUGCUGGCAUACACCUUACAGGAAUUAUUGGGUCAUGAUACAGUGCAGGUAGAACUCAUCCCAGAGAAGAAAGGCUUGUUCCUCAAACAUGUGGAGUAUGAGGUUUCCAGCCAGUUCUUUAAGUCUUCUGUGUACAGAAGAUACAAUGAUUUUGUCAUGUUCCAAGAGAUGUUGUUGCAGAAGUAUCCCUACCGUAUGGUCCCAGCACUACCGCCAAAGAGAAUGCUUGGAGCUGACCGCGAGUUUAUAGAAUCUCGCAGACGGGCGCUGAAGAGGUUUAUCAAUCUGGUGUCUAGGCACCCUUCUUUCUGGGAUGACGUGCUUGUGAAUAUGUUCCUGUCGUAUAACGGCCAGGAUAUACAGAAUAAAAUGCGUGACUCUAUCCGUGGGGUAGGAGAUGAAUACAUAACGUCUAAUCUUGCAGCACAAGCCAAGGAUUUCCUCCCAGCUGAUAUCCAAGUCCAGUUUGCAGCCAGCAGAGAGUUGAUCAGGAACAUCUUCAACAGCUUUUACAAGCUGCGGGAUCGCGCGGAGAGGAUGGCUGCACGAGCCAUCGAUAAUGCCACCGAUCUUCUAGGCUUCGGCAAGGAACUAAGUGCCUUGGGUUCCGACUCUACUCCACUUCCCUCUUGGGCUUCACGCACUCACAGCUCAUGGGGUGCGUUGAAACAGGCACUUAAGGGGCUCUCUGUUGAGUUUGCCCUGCUCGCUGACAAAGCUGCACAGCAGGGUAGACUUGAAGAAAUUGAUGUUGUAGAAAAGUUAAAUCUUUUCUUGGACCUCCUUCAGUCAUAUAAAGACCUUUGUGAGCGUCAUGAGAAAGGGGUACUGCACAAGCACCAGAAAGCCUUACACAAGUACAGUCUUAUGAAGAAGCAAAUGAUGAGUGCCACCGUACAGAAUAAGGAGACAGAGUCGGUGGAGCAGCUGGAGUCUCGCAUUGUUGAGCAAGAAAAUGCGAUCAUCGUCAUGGAGCUGAGGAAUUACUUCUCCUUGUUUUGUUUGCACCAAGAAACACAACUUAUACAUAUCUACCUACCCCUCACCUCCCACAUUCUUGGGGCAUUUGUGAAUUCACAGAUCCAGGGACACAAAGAGAUGAACCAAGUCUGGAAUGAUCUGAAGCCAAAGCUGAAUUGUCUGUUUGUGGGUUCCUCCAGCCUGUCCACUCCACCUCUGUCUCCAGAGGAACGACACUUUUUCUCCCGCUAGUAUUGAUUUCAGUGAGAUGCAAAUAGAGCAGACUGUGUGGCCUUGGACACUUCUUCUGGAUUGCUAAAGUCAAUUGGCUUUGGAAUAACCAUUUUUGUUAUGGGAAAAACUGCAUAUAAUGUAGACUUGAUUUCUAAGUGCCUCCAUCGCUCACACACUGGAAGAGCUGAACUGAUACUAAUGUUAAUGACUCCUAUUAAUUUACUAAGAACCAUUGACAUCACUGAGCCAUGAAGUGGAACCAACCUUGUCUUCAUGAUGUCAUUGGUUUCUAAGUAUCAUUAAUAUCCUACCAAACUCCACUGUGUAGUUGACGGGAGCACUAGGACGUUUGCAUGUCUGCCUUUGUUACAGUGUUAUAAAUGUGACCAAAAGUCAUUUACAUAAGUUGGUUUAUUAUGCUGCUUUUGAUAUUACAGACAUAAGUAUGUUAGAUAAUGCUGCUCCUCUUAUUGUCUGGAGGGAAACCAUAAUGAAACAAAAGGACAAGUCUUAGGCAAAAUCCAAUAUAAAACAACACUCUCAAAACUGGAACUCCAUAUGUUUUGGGGGAGAAGUACUGAGCCUUGGAGAGAGAUAAAGUGGAGAUAGAUAAAGUACCAGCCAAUCAGCUUGUAACUGUCAUGUUACAGGGUGUGUUAGAAAAAUGACGAGCUGAUUGGUUGGCACUUUAUCUCUAAGGCUUAGUACACAGGUUCUCAAACUCGGUCCUCAGGACCCCACACAGUUCAUGUUUCGCAGGUCACCUGUUGAUUUUUAAAAUGUGACAGUUGGUGAUUCACAGUGCACCUGCUGGGUGACAUGGAAAACGUGAACCGUGUGGGGUCCUGAGGACCGAGUUUGAGAACCAUUGGCUUAGUACAUCUGCCCCUUUUAUAUAAAAAACAUAAUAGAACGAUCACAAAUCUAUCUGCAAAUGUUUCAGAGAUGAGAAACAGACGUUUUUCCUGUCUAUAGACUGUUUGCAGAAAGGAGCCAUGUGAAGCCUUUAAUGGCUCAUUAUACUGUAGUUUUCUAUCUUAACUAUUUUGUAUGGUGGGGAAAUGUUUCCAUAGAUUUGUGCAUGUUACAGAUGUCUUUAUAUUGGACAAACUAGUUUAGAUUUAGAGCCAUAUUACUGUGGUUUUCUGAACUCAAUCCGUAUCAGAGAAACUGCUUCUUACAUAGUAAAGAUAGACCCUCUUGUACCGGACAUAUGUAUUCCUUAUACUGGAAAUAUGGACACAUGGAAGAUGCAUUUGUGCUUACCAUGCGCUUAUUGAUAUCGUAAUGAUGGAAGACUCACUACUUACAUGCGUGCACUACUACGUCUAAUGCCUUACUGUAUAGUAUUUCUUCUUUUGCUUUAUGGAUUCUGAACACGAAGCAUCUGUGACAGUGGUAGUAACUGUUUGCCUGGUCAUCACUUGUGGUCCUCAAACAGGCUAGCUGCGGCCCAACUGAGCAAAAGUGAUUUCCCCCUGAUCUUUCCUCAUGAGUACUCUUAGGUUAGUCUGUCACCACUGGUGUCUUCUCUCCAGCUUGAUCAGCCACAGGGUAACUCUCCAUUGCUAGUGAUCCUAUUGCAUAAUGCCGUUUGCACAAUUGUAUUGUGCUGCCCCCUGGUGGGUGGUGGGACCAGGAAAAUACCAGUUUUUGGCCAUCGCUCACUUUGGGCAAGUUAUAUUACCAGUGGUGUUUGUGUAUUUCAAAAAGGCACCAAGGAACUCGGGGGCAGAUGUAGUAAGCCUGGAGAAGGCAUAAAGAGGUGAUCAGUGCAAGGUGAUAAUGCACCAGCCAAUCAGCUCAUAACUGUCAAUUUACAUAUUGGAGUUGAUUGGCUGGUGCGUUAUCACCUUGCACUUAUCACCUCUUUAUCACUUUUUUUAUGCCUUCUCCAGGCUUACUACAUCUACCCCAUAGACCACUAUACAUCUCCUAUAUACCCAAGUCUUUAUUCUAAUUUGUACUGUGGUGGUCCUUCUUCAGGUUUUGUCAAAGCCCUCCACCAUAGCAACAGCCAUAGAGAUGUCACAGGUUUCUAGUGAUCUCCUAGUAUGCAUUCCCAUCAAUGCAUUUGGGUGAACUGGAGCUUCCACUGUGUGUAUACCAUUUGCUUAUGUUUCCCUUUAAUGCGGCUCUGUUGCUUUAUAGAGCGGAUGUACAGUAUUUGCAGCGGCUUGCUCUCAGUAUUCCCCAGUUUGAUGGUUGUCUCAUCCACCGUCAACAGCCAGAAGCCAGGACCUGCGCAAUGAGUGAAAAAUGCUUUAUUAAAUCCUCUUUCAAGGGAUGCUUGGAGUUGUCACAGGUCACCUUACCCUUUAGUAUUCUAUGCAGCCAAAGCACUUUAUUUCUGUGCUAAAAUACUGUGCUGUCAUUUAAUUCCUGAUACAGCCUUUUCAAUUAUGCGGUAUUGCUUCAGAGAACUGAUUGCACUAUUAGGAUAGUUCCAGCAGUUGGAUAUUCUAGAAGUAAUCAUGCAACAGUUGCAAAAUAGGAAGCAGCUUUAAUGCUGGAAGGUAUGUUCAUUAUAUUAGCAAUAGGUUAAGGAUAACUAUAUGUAUUAUUGUUGCAUCAGUAUUAGCUUGCUGUAUGUCUUUGUUUAUGUAUGUGUAUGGAAAACCAACCUUCUUUUUCUUGCUACAUUUAAGUGCAGAUGUUUGGUAGGCAGAACUAAUAUAUAUAUAUAUAUAUAUAUAUAUAUAUAUAUAUAUAUAUAUAUAUAUAUAUAUAUAUAUAUAUACAUAUAUAUAUAUUAUGAAUUUUUUUUUUUUAAAUAAUAUUUUGUUUGCUGACAUUCCUUUGUUGCCUUAGUUAUGCCCAUGAUACCUAUUGAAUGCCUCCAGUAUGCGUUAUUAUAAGAAAAUACUGCACAAACAUGGUCAGAAAUACAUUAAAUGAAUUGUACCUUUUUAUAAAACUGACAAGUUAUGAAAUAUAAUCUGAAACCCUAAACACUUAUUAUUACAAACUGUGUGAAGAUGUUGUUGAAGGUGAUAAUCACUCCGUAAUAAGUGUAUGUACAAUAUAAUCUUGUGUAUAAAUUUGCUUAUCAUGCUAGACUCCCCCCAAAAGUGAAUAUACAGUAUGGUUUCCGGGGUUAGCAGCCAAAUGGAUUUUCCAUUCUCAAAUGAGUUUUAAACAUGAUUUGGUUAAAAUAAAUAAUACACUGACCAGGCUUGUGUGUGUGGGGGUACUAUAAAGCUGUUAUUUUAUAUGGGGACCAUUUCUGUCUGCCAGCCUAUGUAUAACAAGGAUGGGAGCCAUUGGGAGCUUUAUUAUGUAAGAAUACAGAGGCAGCUUGUUCAUUCAGCAAGGGUAUAUAGAAAUCCAAACAGCAACUUCUAGUUGGGAACUAUAUAAAUUACUCAUUGGCUCUUCCUUUUGUUUUUCUGUGCAUUGAAAGUAAAUCAGACACAUUGGGCCAUAUGUACUAAGCCUUGGAGAGUGAUCAAUUUCACGGUGGUAAAGUACCAACCAACCAGCUCCUAACUGUCAUUUUUCAAACACAGCCUGUGACAUUACAGUUAGGAGCUGAUUAGCUGGUACUUUGUCACCAUGAAAUGUAUCACUUUUCAAGGCUUAGUACAUCUCAUUAACACCAUAAGAAGUAGCAAUUUUAUUGUACGCUGUUAGCAACUUAUUGCGGCUUUCUUAGUAAAUUGUUUGUUUUAUAUACCUAACACUGUGUGAUUGUAAAUAUCUAAGAUGUUACAUUUUAGAAGCCUUAAGUAAUAUACAGUAAUAGAAUAUAUAUAAGCAGAAUAUAUAUAUAUAUAUAUAUAUAAAAAAUUUCUAUCAGGGACUAUAGUAAAACUUAAUGCACAUUGGGGGUAAUUCCAAGUUGAUCGCAGCAGGAUAUUUUUUAGCAGUUGGUCAAAACCAUUUGCACUGCGGGCUGGGGGGCGGGGGGGGGCAGAUAUAACAUUUGCAGAGAGAGUUAGAUUUGGGUGGAUUAUUUUGUUUCUGUGCAGGGUAAAUACUGGCUGCUUUACUUUUACACUGCAAUUUAUAUUGCAGAUUGAACUCACCACACCCAAAUCUAUCUAUCUCUGCACAUGUUAUAUCUGCCCCCCCUGCAGUGCACAUGGUUUUGCCCAACUGCUAAAAAAAUUCGUGCUGCGAUCAACUUGGAAUUACCCCCAUUGUGUUUUAUACUUCAUUAUGUAAGAGAUUAUGGGGUCUAUUCAUGAAGCAGUGAAAAGUGUGGAGAAGUGACACAGUGGAGAAGUUGGCAACCAAUCAGCUGCUCCGUACAAUUGUGUAGUAUGCAAAUUAUUAAUGUUCCUUCAAUGCUGAUUGGUUGCCAUGGGCAACUUCUCCGCUGGUUCACUUCUCCACACUUUUCACUGCUUCAUGAAUAGACCAGUAUAUACCAAAGCUGUAUCUUGUUUUGUAAAGUUAUUGCAUAGUUUUCUGUUCUCCCCAUCUAGUGUUCUCGCAAGAUCACCGGAAGAUAUUAAUACAGACUUGGAUGGUCUCUUUCUGAUUAAAAAUAUGUAACUGGCAGCAGCUGAGUUGCUGACUGUUACACUUUUUAACUAACUUUUGCUACACAAAAAAAUGCUCAAAACUAUCCAGUUGAUGAAAAAAUCAAAAUAAAAAAAAGUAGAGUUGUGAUUGUUACAUUCCAAAGAGGAUACAAAUAUUCCCAGGCCUAUAUAAGCUAAUGAAAUAUUCAUGUAUAGAAAAAUAUAUUUGUAAGAAAUGCAUAUAUAAAAUAUAUUUAAUAAAAUAUGAAAUCACAAAA
This is a messenger RNA of Pseudophryne corroboree (corroboree frog), 6252 nucleotides long. It is a transcript of the gene SNX8, whose product is annotated as sorting nexin 8. Lineage: Eukaryota; Metazoa; Chordata; Amphibia; Anura; Myobatrachidae. Gene Ontology annotation, biological process: intracellular protein transport; early endosome to Golgi transport. Gene Ontology annotation, molecular function: phosphatidylinositol binding. The transcript has 11 exons. The record is from RefSeq and is a predicted model, not a curated record. Gene Ontology annotation, cellular component: early endosome membrane. Bases 282 to 1523 code for a protein of 413 amino acids.